Nylanderia fulva is the source of this 588-nucleotide messenger RNA. Its product is annotated as small ribosomal subunit protein eS19. The record is from RefSeq and is a predicted model, not a curated record. Gene Ontology annotation, molecular function: RNA binding; structural constituent of ribosome. NCBI's taxonomy places the organism in Eukaryota, Metazoa, Arthropoda, Insecta, Hymenoptera, Formicidae. Gene Ontology annotation, cellular component: ribosome; cytosolic small ribosomal subunit. Gene Ontology annotation, biological process: ribosomal small subunit assembly; translation.
GUCGUCCAUCUCGAGAACUUGCAUAAUCCCAGGCUGUUCUCCCUCCUUCGAGGUUACGCUCUUUCCGGUUAGCAUUCUUGCCAAGAUGCCCUCCGUAACUUUAAAGGACGUGGAUCAGCAAAAAUUUGUGAAGGCUUUCGCAGCUUUCCUCAAAAAGACUGGCAAAAUGCGUGUGCCAGAAUGGGUAGAUAUUGUAAAAACAGCCAAAUUCAAGGAACUGGCUCCUUACGAUCCUGAUUGGUAUUACAUCAGAUGCGCAGCCCUGGUGCGUCACAUUUAUAUUCGUAGCCCAAUUGGAGUCGGUGCUGUUACAAAGAUCUUUGGUGGACGUAAACGCAAUGGCACCCAUCCCAGCCACUUUUGCCGAUCAGCAGGUGGUGUUGCACGCAAGGCACUCCAAAGCCUGGAGCAGCUGAAGCUGAUCGAGAAGGCACCUGUUGGAGGACGUAAACUGACUAGUCAGGGACGCAGGGAUUUGGAUCGGAUAGCUGCACAGGUUAAAGCUAAGAGCAAGAAACAGCUCAAGCUUCAAGAAAUUGUACUUUAAUAUCGCUUCAUGUUUUUAUAAUAAAAUAGAAAACAUGUAAA